Messenger RNA from Gaeumannomyces tritici R3-111a-1, 792 nucleotides. RefSeq lists its product as hypothetical. The transcript is spliced from 2 exons. The record is from RefSeq and is a predicted model, not a curated record. Bases 1 to 792 code for a protein of 263 amino acids. NCBI's taxonomy places the organism in Eukaryota, Fungi, Ascomycota, Sordariomycetes, Magnaporthales, Magnaporthaceae.
AUGGAGCCAUCUAUCGCCGUCUUAAUUACCGGUGCCAACGGCGGCGUGGGCUUCGCCAGCUCCAGGGUAAUAGCGAGCUCGUCCGGCAGGUACCACGUCUUCGUGACAGCCCGCACGCUGGAAAAGGCCCAGGGCGCGGUGGAAAAGCUUAAAGCGACGGGCCAGCUUAGGGGUACCGUGUCGGCGCUGCAGCUCGACCAGACGGACCCGGCUUCGGUCGCUCGCGCAGCCGGGGCCGUCGAGGAGCGCUUCGGGCGCCUCGACGUCCUGGUCAACAACGGCGCCGUGGCCUACGUUAAGGACGACGAGGGCAACCUCGCCAUGGGCGCGGCCUCUUUCGAAAACGCCUUCAAGUCGGUUUUUGAGAUCAACGUCGUCGGACCCUUUACCGUCUCGCGUGUCUUUCGCCCGCUCCUCGACAAGUCGGCCGACCCGCGCUCCGUGUACAUUUCGAGCAUUGCCGGCUCCAUCGCCAAAACUCCUGAUAUGGCCGCGGCUUACGCCAGCUUUGGCCAAAGUGGCAUUCCUUACGCCGUCAGUAAAGCGGCGCUGAAUAUGGUCGGGGUUGUCGAAAAGGUCGUUCAUGCCGAGAGCAAAAUUAAAAUGUUUGCAAUGUGCCCAGGCUAUGUGGUAUCCAACCUGCGCGGCACGGGCGAGGACGCUCGGACCGGCUGGGGCGACGCCGGUAAUCCAGACGUGUCUGGCCGCACGCUUUUAAGCAUCAUCGAAGGGGCUAGGGACGAGGACGAGGGCAAGGGUAUUCUUCACAAAGAUGGUGUUUACCCCUGGUGA